ACACACAGUACAAUACAAUCCAAGUAAGCGCAACACAUUCAGGUGUGAUGCUGAUGACACUAAAAACGAGUAUGUUGUCAUUUGUUUUUUUUUUAUCGAAAAUUGCGGUUAUCCAAAAAAUAAAACCAUUUGUUUAUACAAAUUUGGUAGCGUGUGUGCACAGCUAAUAGGCUCAUAAUUUCGUGUUUCUUACGAUAAUAUCGGCUCAGUUUAUAGUUUAAAUCGUCACCAUAAUUGGCUUGCAUCCAAAAAUAAGGGAGAGAAGACACUUUGCAGGUUUCCGAUAAUUUGUUUUAUUUUUAUUACAUUUUGUGUUCCAAGUUCAUUGCUUGCAAUCCGAUUAUUAUUUGAGUGAACCAAAUGUGAAAAAAAAAUUCGGUUGAACAUUUUUUCCCACUAUUUUCGAUUCGAUGAUGAAACGAGUUUUUUUUAAAAUGGUAUUCAACCAAAAUUUUCCAUUGCGUUAUCGUUGUUCUGUUAGAAUUUUUCAGAGAUGGUUCAUCGUUUACCAUAAGUGUAUGGAAAUGUGUAUCGGUAUAUACUAAAACGUAUACCUUUGCGUUUAACGCGUUGAGCGCAUGCGUCAGCUACUACUUUUGUGACAGCGAACGCAAAGGUAUAUCAAUGUAUAUAUACUGUUCUGUACGGAGUACAGUAAAUACAACGAAUUGAUAUACAUAUACUCCAUCUCUGGAAUUUUUCGAUCGAGACGGAAUUGUGUGUGCGAGAGAAAGACAGCCGCCGCCGUUUACUAUAUAAUGAGUUUGGCCAACAAAACAUUAUCCAGUAGUGUGCCAACCACUAACCGAACGUGAAGGAAAUCGACACAGUGUUGGAAUAUCAACAACAAAAGCAGUUGAGACGACAGAAUUAUGAACGGAUCCUAUCUAUUAGGAAUCGCUUUAUUGGCGAUAGUUAGCGGUGCUUUUGCCAGUUCGCAUUGGAGUUAUGAAUGCCGUAAAAAUCAAUGUGAACGCGUUCAAUUGACUGAUGAGAAGACGGCCGUCAGUUUGCAAGUAUGUCGGUUAUUUUGCGGUGAACAUCCCGGAACGCUGUGGCCACGUGUGAAUGGCAAAGCAACGCUACGAGGCAAAAUGGCUCGGCUCAGUCCGACCGAAAUCCAGUUCAAUUUAAUCAAUCAAUCGAAACGAAACGAUUUAUUCUGGCGAUCGAAUGAGCAACGAUUGCGCGAACAAAUUUUAGCCAAAGUGCCGAAUUAUACGAAAGUAAAGGAUGAUGGCAGUGCCGCUCAUUUGAUGAUCAUGAUCGAUGUUAAGGAUGAAAAUGCCAAGUUAGGCUUAGACACAAAUGAAGCAUACUUAAUUCAGGGCUACGAAAAUACCGGAGUUGUCAUUAUGAAAGUAAAGGCUGACACCAUUUUCGGCGCACGUCAUGCGUUAGAAACCAUUUCACAGUUGAUUGUCUUCGAUGACAUUCGACGGGAAUUGCAAGUUGUCGGUGAUUUCGAAAUUGAAGACAAGCCCGUAUUCCCACACAGAGGUUUCCUAUUGGACACAUCACGGAAUUACUUCGACGUUACAUCAAUUAAGCGGGCAAUCGAUGCCAUGGCAAUGGUUAAAUUGAAUGUGUUCCAUUGGCACAUGACUGAUUCACAAAGUUUCCCACUUGUACUUAAAUCACAUCCCGAUCUAUCCGAAAUUGGCGCCUAUGCACCGGACAAAGUGUACACCAUCAAAGACAUUAUCGAUCUGUAUCAAUAUGCUCACGUUCGUGGUGUAUUAUUGCUGCCCGAAUUUGAUGCUCCGGCUCAUGUUGGCGAGGGAUGGCAACGUAAAAAUGUGACUGCCUGCUUCAAUGCUCAGCCAUGGGUGAAAUACUGUGUUGAACCACCAUGUGGCCAAUUGGAUCCAACAAAAGAUCAUUUGUACGAUAUACUCGAAGACAUUUAUCGUGAAAUGUACGAUGCAUUCCAAAAGCCAGACAUUUUCCACAUGGGAGGCGACGAAGUGUCAACUUCAUGCUGGAACACAAGUACCGAAAUCCAAGAAUGGAUGUUGAAAAAAGGCUGGGGCCUUCAAGUGUCCGAUUUUAUGAAAUUGUGGGGUCAUUUCCAAGACACAGCUCUUGAACGUUUGGACAAAGUCAUCGGAAAGAAGGUGCCAAUCAUUAUGUGGACGAGCCAUUUGACAGAACUUCCAUACGUCGAACAAUAUCUCGACAAAGAAAGAUACAUUAUUCAGAUUUGGACAACGGGAGCCGAUCCAAAAGUAACUGAUUUAUUGAAGAGAGGUUAUAAAUUGAUUUUGUCCAAUUAUGAUGGUCUCUAUUUGGAUUGCGGUUCUGGUGCCUGGGUCACAGAAGGAAAUAACUGGUGUUCACCGUACAUUGGCUGGGAGAAGGUGUACAAAAAUAAUUUCACACAUUAUGGUGCAAAGCAUAAGUCACAAUUUUAUGGUGCCGAAGCUGCACUUUGGUCAGAACAAACCGAUCAUCACACGCUAGAUGGCCGAAUUUGGCCUCGUCUUAGUGCAUUAGCCGAACGAUUGUGGGCCGAUCCAUCGGACAGCUGGAGACAAGCAGAGCCUCGAAUGUUAAUUCAUCGUGAACGUUUAGUCGAUAACGGAAUCGCAGCCGAAAGCCUACAACCACAAUGGUGUUUACAACAUGAAGGGGACUGUCCAAUUAAUUAGUUAUUAAUCACGUCUAACGAUUAAGAGAAGAAAAAAAAUCAAAUCUAAAAUGAACAACGAGCUGUAAUGAUGGUGCGAGAUUACUAUCAAUUUUAAAUUAGAGGAUACUCAGAGAAUAAAAAUUGUCUUUUUUUCGAUCGAAAACAAGUUCUUUUCUAAAAUAUUUGUUAUUUUUUUGUACUAGAAUAAUGACAAAUAUAUUUUGAAUUUUAUCACGAAUAAAUUCAGAGAAAUAAAAUUUGAGAUAAAUAAAAUGAGAGCGAAAGAGAAAUCAAAA
Sitodiplosis mosellana (orange wheat blossom midge) is the source of this 2928-nucleotide messenger RNA. It is a transcript of the gene Hexo1, whose product is annotated as chitooligosaccharidolytic beta-N-acetylglucosaminidase. Gene Ontology annotation, molecular function: beta-N-acetylhexosaminidase activity. Gene Ontology annotation, biological process: carbohydrate metabolic process; ganglioside catabolic process; glycosaminoglycan metabolic process. The coding region runs from base 873 to 2651 and encodes 592 amino acids. The transcript has 6 exons. The record is from RefSeq and is a predicted model, not a curated record. Lineage: Eukaryota; Metazoa; Arthropoda; Insecta; Diptera; Cecidomyiidae. Gene Ontology annotation, cellular component: membrane.